GUGGCCACCACACCGGCCGCAACCUUCGGCCGCUGCUCCUUCUGCAUCCCUCCCGCGUGACACCUUCUCUUUAUGACAGUGACAGUGCCUCUCAGUGACAUAUGACAGAGCGAUAGUUAGCGCAGAGUAAAGAUGGCAAGGAUGGUGGGGGUGUUGGUAGGGGUGGUGUUAGUGGCUGGGGCAGUAGCCAAGCCUGAAGGAUUCUCCGGAUACGAGGUCAAUCGCCAGGCGCCUCCGGGAGGACCCAACGUGUGUGGCUCUCGUCACCGACCCUUCUGUUGCCCGGGCUGGCAACAGAAGACUGGCAACAACCUGUGUAUCAUACCAAUAUGCUCACGGGACUGCGGCUCGGGCGGACGGUGCGUAAGGCCGAACCUGUGCAUGUGUCUCGGCGGGUUAAUAUCUUCAGUCUGCGGUGGGAGAGGCGGUGGUAGAAACGGCAUCGGCAUCGGAGGCGGCAGCCGUGGCAUUGGAGGCGGCAACGGCGGCAUCGGAGGCGGCAACGGUGGCAUUGGAGGCGGCAACGGUGGCAUCGGAGGCGGCAACGGUGGCAUUGGAGGCGGCAACGGUGGCAUUGGAGGCGGCAACGGUGGCAUCGGAGGCGGCAACGGUGGCAUCGGAGGCGGCAACGGUGGCAUCGGAGGCGGCAACGGUGGCAUUGGAGGCGGCAACGGUGGCAUUGGAGGCGGCAACGGUGGCAUUGGAGGCGGCAACGGUGGCAUCGGAGGCGGCAACGGUGGCAUCGGAGGCGGCAACGGUGGCAUCGGAGGCGGCAACGGUGGCAUCGGAGGUGUCGGUGGAAGGCCCAAUGGCGACGGGUUGGGCACAGUUGACGGAGUAGCUGGCGGAGUAAGAACAAACGGUGCAAAUGGAAGAGGCUACAAUGGCUUUAACGGUGGUGUUGAUGGCAAUCGUGUUGAUGGCGGGGGUCGCAGGCCAGACUUGGGGUGCCAGACUUCAUGUCUAAAUGGGGGGACGUGUCAAGGGAAUCGAUGUGUGUGCCGUUUAGGCUUUAGAGGGGAACACUGUGCUGAACCUGUGUGCCAGGAGCCAUGCUUAAAUGGUGGUCGGUGUGUGGGACCAGAUCGCUGUGCAUGUGUGUAUGGGUUCACGGGCAGGCGCUGUGAAGCAGAUUACAGAACGGGCCCAUGUUUUACAAAAGUUCAACACGACAUGUGCCAGGGUCAGCUGCCAGGUGUAGUCUGCACAAAGCAGUUGUGCUGUGCCACCAUCGGCAAGGCUUGGGGACAUCCCUGUGAACACUGUCCAGAACGACUUGACUGUAAUAAGGGAUAUUUGAAGAAUAUUCACAGUUUACAGUGUGUUGACAUAGAUGAAUGUGAGGCCAUUCCUGGGCUGUGUGAAGGUGGUCGUUGUAUCAACAGUAUUGGAUCUUUCACAUGUGAAUGUCCUGAGGGCCAGACCAGGAAUCCAGAGACAAAUGCCUGUGAAGAUCGUAAUGAAUGUAAAGAUACUGAUGUAUGUCUAAAUGGACACUGUGUCAAUACUGAUGGCAGCUUCUACUGCAGCUGUAACACGGGUUUUAUUCCUAGCCAGGAUCGUACAAGUUGUAUAGAUGCUCGGCAGAGAUACUGCUACACAGAGAUCAGAGGCACUAAUCGUUGCAGGAAACCUCUUCCAAUUCCUCUUACUCAGCAAGCCUGCUGUUGCAGUAAGAAUAUGGGCAAGGCUUGGGGAGAGGGACCUAAUGACUGUGCUCCAUGCCCAAUGCCUGGAGAAGAACUCUAUCAAAGGAUUUGUCAAGCGACUGCAUUCAAGCUUCCCCCUGUAGAUGAAUGUACAAUAAAUCAGGGGUUGUGUGGUGAAGGUGGCCGGUGUGUUGACACCACUGAGGGCUACACAUGUCAGUGCUAUGAUGGCUUCACCCAUAAUGUUGUCACUGACAGAUGUGAAGAUGUGGAUGAAUGUCGGAGUGGGGCAUGUCGUGGAGGUCAGUGCUACAAUACUCAGGGGAGCUUCACAUGUCGCUGUCCCAUUGGCUUUGAUAUCUCCUCAGAUGGGCGAUCUUGUAUUGAUCAUGAUGAAUGCAGUGAAACAGGGAUGUGUGCUAAUGGAAUAUGCACCAACAUGGAUGGGUCUUUCAAAUGUGUGUGCAACUCUGGUUUCAUCCUCUCCUCUUCUGGUUUUGCCUGCAUAGAUAUUGAUGAAUGUGAGGAGAACCCGCUUAUCUGCUUGUCUGGUCGAUGCGAAAACCUUGAAGGGUCAUAUCGUUGCAUUUGUAAUGAUGGCUAUACUCAUGCCACUGAUGGAAGUUUUUGCACUGAUGUUGAUGAAUGCGGUGAGACAGGAAUGUGUGAACACGGUUCCUGUGUCAAUGUAGAUGGCUCCUUUAAAUGUGUGUGUCAGCCUGGAUAUACCUUGGCUCCCAGUGGCAAAACAUGUAUUGAUCUGGACGAGUGUGCCUCAGGACCAUGUAAGAAUGGUCGCUGCAUCAACACUGACGGCAGCUUCCAGUGUGAGUGCCCACCAGGUUUCACUUUAGGUGUUAAUGGUGUCACUUGUCUAGACACAAAAUUGGACUUCUGUUAUGCUGUGUAUCGUGAUGGACAGUGCUCCAACCCAUCAACCACACCCACCACUAAGUCAGCCUGUUGCUGCUGCACUGUGAUUCUUGGCCAGCCUAUGGGCUGGGGAACACCCUGCCAGUCGUGUCCUCAGACAGGCACUCAGGAGUUUCUAUCACUCUGUCCACAUGGAACAGGCAUCACUCAUGAAGGCCAUGAUAUCAACGAGUGUGCGUUGAACCCAACCAUUUGUCGAAAUGGUGCCUGUGAGAACUUGGAAGGAGGAUAUCGCUGCAUUUGUAAUCCAGGAUACAUGGUGGACGACAGUGGUCGCCUCUGUCACGACAUCAACGAAUGUGCCAUUGACAAUUUGCUGUGCGAUGGUGGCCAGUGUCGUAAUACGCCAGGGAGCUACCAGUGUAUCUGUCCAUCUGGAACACAGCUCAAUCCCAGCACACAUGUGUGUGAAGAUGUUGAUGAAUGCAACGAGCUUGGGGAGGAUGCCUGUGUAGGUGGCACUUGUGUCAAUGUCAUCGGCUCGUAUAGGUGUGAGUGUGAAGAAGGAACAAUUCUCGACUCGACUGGCAGGUAUUGCAUUGACAACCGACGUGGGUCAUGUUGGACUAAGGUAAAGGAUGGACACUGUGAAAACAAUCUACCCAAGUUGACUCUCAAAUCAGAAUGUUGCUGUACUAUUGGAAAAGCUUGGGGUUCCCCAUGUGAGAUCUGCAACCUUGGUGACUGUGACUGUCCUAUUGGUUUUGCAAAGAUGGAUGGUAAGACUUGUCAGGACAUCAAUGAGUGUCAGUUGAACCCAGGCAUUUGCCAGGGUGGUGGUGAGUGUGUCAAUACUGAUGGCUCAUUUACCUGCAACUGUCCUCCCGGCCUUACCCUUGAUGACACCAAGACCAAGUGCCUAGAUCUGCGAGAAGAGAUUUGCUACCUUGAAUUUAGAAAUGGAAUUUGCAGCAAGGAGUUAGAGGGGCUGUUCCGAAAAUCGAUGUGUUGUUGUACAGUUGGCAAGGCUUGGGGCGAGUUGUGUGAGGCUUGCCCACGCCCUAACACUGAUUCCUUUGAUGAGCUCUGCCCAAAAAGCUAUGGCUAUGAUGGACGUAAAGAUGUGAAUGAGUGUACAACUUACUCUGACAUUUGUGACAAUGGUCGCUGCAGAAACUCAGUUGGCUCCUUUUCGUGUCGAUGUAACCAAGGCUAUGCAUUGGAUGAAGAUGGAAUGAAAUGUGUUGAUAUUGAUGAGUGUGGCAUCAUGCACGGUGUUUGUGGAAAUGGUACCUGCCAGAACACUGCAGGAUCCUUCAUAUGUGACUGUGAUGAAGGCUUUGAAUCUACAAUGAUGAUGCAAGUUUGCAUGGAUAUCAAUGAGUGUGACCGCAUCACUAGCCUGUGUCGUGGUGGCCGCUGCAUAAACACUCCAGGGAGCUUUAGGUGUGAGUGCCCUCCAGGCCAUGAGCUCUCCUCAAAUCAACGCUUCUGCAAGGAUAUUGAUGAGUGUUCUCGUACAUCAGGCAUCUGUUCUAAUGGUGUGUGCGAAAACAUGAUGGGCACGUACCAGUGUAUGUGUAAUGAUGGAUAUCAACAAACAGGGCAGAAAUCUCACUGUGAAGACAUCGACGAGUGCAGUUUAAACAACGGUGGCUGUGAUGAUAUCUGCAUUAACACUCCGGGACAUUUCUCUUGCUCCUGUUCUACUGGAUACAUGUUGCUCAUGGAUGGACGUUCUUGUGCAGAUGUUGACGAGUGUAAAGAAAAUUCCAAGAUCUGUGCAGGUGGUGUAUGUACUAAUACUCCAGGCAGCUACAUGUGCACCUGUGAGGGAGGCCUCCUUCCAGACUCUGAUGGGCCUGGCUGUCUUGAUGUUAAUGAGUGUGAAAUGAACCCAAAUCUAUGUCAAAAUGGCAAGUGUGACAAUGCAGUGGGAUCAUUUGCCUGCCGUUGUGAGAAUGGCUAUAGUGUCAAGUCAGAACUUGGCCCCGGCUGCACUGACGAUGACGAGUGUUCCCUUGGCUCAUUCCGAUGUGACCAGAAUGCUGAAUGUGUCAACAUUGAUGGUACAUAUGAAUGUCGCUGUCGAGAUGGUUUCACAGGUAAUGGCAAGACAUGCCGAGAUGUAAAUGAAUGUCUCACGAAUAAUGGCGGCUGUGAUCGUGAUGCUCAGUGCAUAAACACAGAUGGUUCCUUUAAAUGUGUGUGUGAUGCUGGCUUCCGUGGAGAUGGUUUCUUCUGUGAAGACAUUGACGAGUGUACUCAAGACCCAACCCUGUGUGAAAAUGGCCAAUGCCUUAAUUUUCCAGGAUCCUUCCAAUGUGAUUGUGAAAUGGGCUUCAUGCAUCCUGAUCCUCACAAUGAGCAAGAGUGUGUUGAUAUUGAUGAGUGUGACAUGUUUAGCAACCUAUGUGUAUUUGGCCAAUGUGAGAAUAUAUUUGGCAUGUUCCGCUGUAUUUGUGAUGAAGGCUACCAUUUAGAUGAAACUGGUGGGAACUGCACUGACAUUGAUGAAUGUGAUAAUCAAGAUGUAUGUCUAUACGGAACAUGUGUAAACCAGCAAGGAGCACACAUCUGCGAGUGUCCACCACAUCAUGAACUUAUCAGCUCUGGUGAUGGAUGUAUAGAUCGCCGUGAGGGUGAGUGUUAUCUGGAUGUGGUGGGGGUAAGAGGAGGGCAUGGAGUAUGUCGUGACCCCUUGGGUGAACCUGUUACUAGGACCACAUGCUGCUGCUCCAUUGGCAAGGCCUGGGGACCUUUGUGUGAGGUGUGCCCACAAGAAGAUUCAGAUGAACACAAACGACUUUGUCCUGGCGGUAAAGGCUUCCGACCAAACACAAUCACUGUAAUUCUGGAGGAUAUUGAUGAAUGUGCAGAGAUGGACAACUUGUGCGAUAAUGGCCACUGUUCCAACACCUUCGGCUCCUUCAUGUGUUCGUGUGACCGAGGAUACAGACUGAAUGCUGGAGGGUCACUUUGUGUAGAUGUUGAUGAAUGUGCAGACAAGAACAAAUGCAAGAAUGGACAUUGUUUCAACACUAUUGGCAGUUUUGAGUGCCAGUGUCCAGAGGGCUACAUGCUGCUGCCUAACCGUGCCGAAUGUAUAGACAUGAGAGAAGAGACUUGCUUUAUGAAUUAUGAAGAUGGAAUCUGCAGUGUUCCGAUGAGAGCUGACAUCACGAAAAUGAAAUGUUGCUGCUCGAUGGGUGCUGCCUGGGGUUUCAGCUGUGAGCCAUGUCCAGAGAGGAAUACAUUGGUCUACAGCGAGCUUUGCUUUACUCGUACUAUUGUUGGUCCAAGUACAAUAGGUGAAGAAGAACGAGGGAGAGGACCUCAUGAUGAUGGUGAUGGUUAUGGGAGAGAAAUACCUGGGGGACCUGGAAGGCCUGGAAGGCCUUCAGGACCUGGAGGGCCUUCAGGACCUGGAGGGCCUUCAGGACCUGGAGGGCCUUCAGGACCUGGAGGGCCUUCAGGACCUGGAGGGCCUUCAGGACCUGGAGGGCCUUCAGGACCUGGAGGGCGAGGUCCUAAUGGGAGAACUAGAGAUCCUGAUGGCAAAACUCGAGUCCAUGAAGAUGGAGACAUUCCUGGGGAAAGCACGGUCCCUGGAAGCCCUGGAGAUAGAAGAAGACCUGUAGUCAUACCAGGAGAAGAUUUUCCUGGAGGUAUUAAUUUUGGAAGUGGUGAUGGAUAUGACGACUAUGAUGAUGAACACGGCAAACAAUUUAGACCUGGUUAUAGACCAGAUCCAAUGGAUCCUGGCCAGGUAAUUGAUCCAAUCACUGGCAAAGCUGAAGACUUUGAUGAGUGUGAGCUGAUGGGUCACAUGAUGUGCAAGAAUGGCCGCUGCAUAAACACCAUGGGCUCCUUCCGCUGCGAGUGCAAUCUUGGCUUCCGCUAUGAUGAACCCAGUCACAUGUGUGUUGAUGUCAAUGAGUGUGAUGAGCAGACACCAUGCCAAGGAUUAGCCAAGUGUGAAAACACGGUGGGAAGUUACCGCUGCUCCUGUCCUACUGGCUACAGAAUUAACAGACUCACAAAUGACUGUGUUGACAUCAAUGAAUGUGAACAGGAUGGGGUUUGUCAACAUGGCGUCUGCAAUAAUUUUCAGGGAAGCUUCCAGUGUAUAUGCGACCCUGGUUAUGUGCUUACAGCAGACCGCUCCUCGUGUAUUGACUUGGAUGAAUGUAUACGCUCCCCCAACAUCUGCAAUAAUGGCACUUGCCUCAAUUCCAUGGGAUCCUACCAGUGCCAGUGCUAUCGAGGCUUCAAGAUUGGCCCCAACCGUGACUGUAUCGAUGUGAAUGAGUGCCUGAUCAAUGUUGGUCUUUGCGUCAAUGGUCGCUGUCGCAACACAGAAGGUUCAUUCAGAUGUGUGUGUGCUGAUGGCUAUACUCUCACACCAAAUGGAGAGCAGUGUCGUGAUAUUAAUGAGUGCUCUGAGCGUGAAGAUGUGUGCCCUGCCCCUGGACGUUGUCAAAAUCUGAUGGGUUCUUUCAUCUGUGAUUGUCCCGAAGGAUUCAAAUUGGCCCCCGAUGGAAUGUCAUGCAUUGAUAUUGAUGAAUGUGCCACUGUUGAGGACAUCUGUGACAAUGGUAAUUGCGUCAAUGGUCGAGGCACGUUCCAAUGCAUAUGUCCUCCUGGUUUUGAAGUUAGUCCAGAUGGCACAAAGUGUACUGACCGUCGCCAGGAAGAGUGUUAUGAGAGAUACGAGCAGGGUAUAUGUCUGGAACCUCGGCCAGUCAGGAUCCUCAGGAAAGAGUGCUGCUGUUCUUCUGGUGCUGCUUGGGGCCUGACGUGUGACCGCUGUCCUCCCAUUAGUUCCGCUGAGUAUGAGAAGCUUUGUCCACUGGGUCCUGGGCGAUCGGAGUCCGGUGCAGAUUUGAAUGAAUGUGUGAUCAUGCCUGGAUCAUGCCAAGGAGGUGAUUGUGUCAACACUGAUGGUUCCUUCCGUUGUGAAUGUCCCAUGGGCUACGUUCUUGACAGUUCUGGCCGGCGCUGUAUUGAUGACAAUGAAUGUGCUGUUGCCAACAUCUGUGGUAAUGGAACUUGUAGCAAUGUGGAGGGUGGAUUUGAGUGUUCUUGCCAAGAUGGAUUUGCACCAGGACCAAUGCAAACAUGUGAGGAUGUGGAUGAGUGUGAGGAACUAGGCCACCAGUGUGCCUUCCGAUGCCACAACAUGGCUGGGGCCUUCCGUUGCAUUUGCCCGUAUGGCUACACCUUGGCUCCUGAUGGUCGCCAUUGCCAGGAUGUUGAUGAGUGCUCUACUCCAGCAAACAAUUGCAGGUUCCUUUGCAAAAAUUUGAUUGGAACUUUCAUGUGCAUAUGCCCCGAAGGAUACCAACAGGUGGGCAUGACAGAUGACUGCAAAGAUGUCAAUGAGUGUGCCCUCAACCCCAACAUCUGUAAGAGCGGUCGUUGCAUCAACACUAAGGGCUCCUACAGAUGCGAGUGCUAUGAAGGGUUUGUACCCAGCAGAGAUGGAAAGCAAUGCAUUGAUCGACGUGAGGGAUUCUGCUUCAGGCAGCUUAUCGGUGGUAUGUGCUCGACCACAAGUGACAGCCUGGUAAAGGUAACCAAGGCAGAUUGCUGCUGCACAAUGGGCCUGGCUUGGGGCCCAAUGUGUGAACACUGUCCACGUAGAGGUACACCUGAGUAUGAUGAAAUUUGCAUGGAGGCUGGCUUUUCCAGUGAUGGCCUUGAUAUUGAUGAAUGCCAAAUGCCAAAUCUUUGUAGAAAUGGAAAAUGUAUCAACACCAUGGGCUCCUACCGAUGUAUCUGUGACAAAGGUUACAAGCCAGACCAUUCUGGAACAAGGUGCAUUGAUGUGAAUGAAUGUGAACGUACACCCCCACCAUGUAAGUUUACCUGCCAAAAUACUGAAGGCUCUUACCGCUGCUCCUGUCCACGUGGCUAUACACUCAACCCUGAUGGUAUUACUUGCCGAGAUCUUGAUGAGUGUGCAACAGGUCAGCACACCUGUGAAAAUGAAUGUGUUAACACUCAAGGCUCAUACAAGUGUACAUGUGCUCAAGGAUACAACGAAGUUGGUGAACAGUGUAUUGAUAUUAAUGAGUGUGUGGAGCAGACUGGUUUGUGUGGUCCACUGGGUACAUGUAUAAAUACAAGAGGAAGCUUCAGAUGCAUGUGUCCUCGCGGAUAUCGGCUUGAUCCUUCAGGGACUAUGUGCAUUGACUCUGAUGAGUGUUCUCUUGAUGGGUCUUGUGAAUCAGGAUGUGAGAACUUGCAAGGUGGAUUCCUGUGUGGGUGUCCCGAUGGUUACCGCCGCCACCACUACUACAACCAAUGCGUGGAUGAUGACGAGUGUUCGCAAAGUACUAUGUGUGGCUCUGCAGAUUGUCAAAACACUCUUGGUUCAUACAAAUGUCUUUGUCCUAACGGAUACUCCUUCAACUUUGCAUUGUUUGUCUGCAUCCAGGUAGAUGAUAGCUGUAUAUCCAGUCCCUGUACCUUUGGCUGCAAUGCCCUUGGUGAUGAUGCUGUUGCCUGUGGUUGUCCCUCAGGCUUCUCCAGGAUUGGUUCUGGUCACUGUAUGUCUACCUUAAAUCCCCCCGUUGGUAGUGGUGGCUACAACACUCAGUUUGGUGGAUUUGGUGGUGGUGGUCCAGGUGCUGGAUUUGGUGGUGGUCCAGGUGCUGGAUUUGGGGGUGGCCAAGGUGCUGGAUUUGGUGGUGGUCAAAGUGCUGGAUUUGGGGGUGGUCCAGGUGCUGGAUUUGGGGGUGGUCCAGGUGCUGGAUUUGGGGGUGGUGGUCCAGGUGCUGGAUUUGGUGGUGGUGGUCCAGGUGCUGGAUUUGGUGGUGGUGGUCAAGGAGGUGGAUUUGGCCCUGGUGGAUUUGGUGGUAGCCCAGGAGGCCCUGGUGGAUUUGGUGGCAGCCCAGGAGGCCCUGGUGGAUUUGGUGGCAGCCCAUUAGGCCCUGGUGGAUUUGGCCCUAGUGGAUUUGGCCCUGGUGGUGGCCCAGGAGGCGCUGGUACAUUUGGCCCGGGUGGUGGCCCAGGAGGCCCUGGUGCAUUUGGCCCUGGUGGUGGUGUUGGUGGCACAGGUGGUUAUGGAGGUACCAGUGGCUAUGGAGGGAGCAGUGGUGGCCUAUAUGGAGGUGCUACAGGAACUGGAGGGUAUGGAACUGGUAGCUUUGUAGGAGGCAGCACCUUCGGCUAUGUGUCAUCGCAGUAUGAUCUGGGUGGUGUACCAACCUUCCCCAUUGGCCAAGAGGAUUCACAUGACAAUAAAAAUAUCAUCUCAACUGAGGGAUGCUUUUCAUGUAAAUUCAAUGGGCAAAAUAGUCAGCCAGGUCGGCGUAGGCGAUCUGUGAGUUCCCCUGUUGUAAACCCAAUACUGCUGGUUCCAACUAAAGCCAAUUUGACUGAGAAUGAAGUGGUGUUGGUCCUUGCCAAUAAUUAUACACACAGGGUGAUGCGGCGCAGUUUGCAAGAAGAGUUUAAACGACAAGACAGUAUAUCUCACAAAGCAGCCAAGAACCCAAUCAUACUUAAAGUUUCUUUGGAUCAGACCAAACAUAGAAUGAGACUCCUUAAACUAAAGCCUGCAAUUAAAUACCUGCAGAAUAAUGUAAAAUAUGAAAUUGUAAAAGGUAAUGAAGCCAAAGUGUUUGAAAUGCGAUCACACCAUGGAACAUCAUCGCUACACUUCCGCCAACGUUUACAUCAACCAGCUACAUUUGAUAUUGAGAUAACAGGGCGGCCGCUCGAUUAUUCCAACAUCAGUGAUCAAGCGCAUAGUGAACUUGAUGUUAACCUGAGGAUCAUUGUGACUUACUAAAAUUAAACUUUAAUUAGAAUAUAUGUUGAUGUAGAACCAUCAAAUUUUCUUAUAAUUAAAGAACUUACAAGCAACUAAGUAUUUCACAUUGAAAUUGUGAUUUUAUAUAUAUAUAUGAGACCUUAAGCUACUGGUUUAAAUACUAGUGAUACAGAGCCACACCCAGUGGGUGACAAGGACUUCAGUACUGUAAUGACUUAUCCAGUACUGUAAUGACUUAUCUCUGGUCUCUAAGUUUUUAUCAGCAUGUAAAACCAACAGCUUAAAUUUAGUUUAUUUCCAGAGAUGACUGUGUUAAACUUAUAUUCCUUAAGUGAAAAAGGUACAGAUACUGUUUUAGAUAAAAAGUGUUGUUUUAAAAUUUAGAAGAGAAAAUUUUGGUGUAAAGAUAAAAGCCCUUCAUUGAUAUUAAACCCAUAAUAAUUUACCUGACAAAGGGUAACUUUUUUUUCUAAACAUUUUCCACAUUUUAAAAUAUUUUCUCUUCUCCAUGGUAGUAUUUCCUGUACAUUGGAGUUUAGUGUACUUAGUAGUCUUUAGUGUUUCUUCCUCAGUAGUACAUUAGAGUUACGUGGAGCUGAAAAUAUUGUAGGCUAUAGAUGAAUUAAUAUUGUAACGGUGAUAUUUUUGAAGGUGCUAAUAUUCACUUGGCUUAGCUUACUUAUGUAUUUACUGAUAAUCUAAGAGCUUCAUUAUUUUAACAAUACUGAACAGAUGUCUUGCAACUGGUGACAAUAUGCAUCUGACUAAUUUCCUCUUUAUUUAAUAUCCAUUCUUGAGAUUUUUAUAAUAAACUUUAUUAUAUUAUUUAUUUGUUAUUCUUUUCUUAGUUUUCUUGAGACAAUGUUGGAAAUGCCAGUCUCUUGCACAGCUGUUCAGUGGGGGCUCUGACACCAGAUCCUAUCUUAAGAUCACAUUAACCAUCACAAUGUGAGCCGUGUCCAUGACAUUUGUGUAAUUUUGAAAAUUUGGUAUUAGACAAAUUUUUAAAUGGCUAGUUACUGUGACAUUAGGACAGAUUUGGUGAAAGACCUCUUGAUAUGUGGUGUCCAACUUUCGAACAAUCAUAACGUCUAGUCCUGGAACAUUGCAUCUCUUGCAGGGUAUGGGAUAAAGUUAUAUUGACACUAUCAUUUAUAUUCUUGAGGUUAAUUAUAACCUUCAUUUUUAGGAAAACCCCAUCAGUUGCUUCCUGGUGCUUAAGCACAUAUUUGAGAUCCACACUUCCAGAAGUCAGGAUCAGACUGGCUCUCUUACAGAAGCGAGGAUAGCUUUGGGAUCAGAGAUCAACUCAAAACUGAGGAAAUCCCAGUAGAAAGUCAAAUGAACCAAAACAAACCCCAGUUUAAAAAAGAAAGAUUAAAAGAGGUAAACAGGGCAAAUGAUAUUUUCCUGCAGGAGUAGAGCCUAGGGUUCCAUCUCAUAACCUACUUCAUUCACUCUCCUGGUUCCAUUAGGAUUAGCUAGCCUCUUGAAUUGAUUCACCUUUCUUAGCAUAGAUAAAUGGAAUUAUCUGUUCCUGGAACUUUGAUCUCAUGCAGGACCAUUGCUUUGUUUUUUACCAUUCAUAAUUAUUUCCAGUUUACAAUUUUGCUCCACCUUUGGUUGAAGGUUCUCUUUCCUGAUUUGUUGGUUUGCAUCUUCCUUGAGAUCUUUUUUAUGAGUCUUCUUCUUUGAGAAUGUUAAUGGCUCGUAUUAUUGCUGGGAUUGUACGUCACGUUCAUUAAGUAAUGAUAACUGCUCUGCUCUUGCUUAGUUUCUCUUUGUUUUGUAAAUUACCUGACAAAGUAUGAAAGCUAUAUUUAUUUUCUUCUUACAGCUAUAUUCUCGGACAUUCAUUUUAGAACAUUUUGAUACUCAAUUUUUUAGUUAUUUUAUAACCUAGAAAAUAACUUUAAAAAGUAAAGAUGAAUACAAAUGUUAGAACUCAUGAAUGAGACCCUUAGAGGCCUGGUACUUUUAUGGUCGGGCAUGUGGCAAGGGACCAGAAUACUGUAUUAAGAUGCAUUUCUGUGUUUUGGGGUUUGGAUGGCCAUCCCAGUUGCCUGUCUUUCUGCUCUUAGGUGCAGGGUUUUCCACCCUUGGAUGUGUAACAAAGUCACAGACCUUUUCAACUGGCUGAUUUUCACUCUUUGGUGCUAGCAUUUUCCUGAUUACAGCCUCCUGAUUUUUUACCUUGCAGUACAGGCCUUUACAUACCCUGGCUGCUGCCUGCAUGGUGGUUAUACUCUCUCUGCUUUCUAUUGGAAAGAUCCUGAGUGCUUGCUCUUAUCCAUUGAUCCUUCUGAUCUAGCCGUUGGUUGUCUUCCUCAUCCAGUUUCUUUUUGUUCAGCCUCCCAGCCUCUCCCAUUGAGUCAGACCGAGAUAUCUUUGACUUGUGGACCCACAGGCACCAGUGGCGGCAACCACUGGGAUUGUUUCCCCCCUUUGGGAUUUUAAUGACAGCCUCAGAGGUAACUUAUCCUUCUGCAAUCCCCUUGGUAUGGUGGAUUUUUUUUUUGGGGGGGAGGGGGUAAAAAGCUUGGAGGUCUCUGUUCCUAGCACUCCACACUCCUCUUUUCCUAUAGUAAACUCCAACCCUGGCCAUUCCUCUUCUGUGAUGGGGAAGCAGUGUCAAGAUUUUGUGGUUGUCUGAAAAGGGUUUGUGUUUGCCCUGUGUCCCUCUUGGCGAACUUUGUUUCUAGGCUUGAAGGUUUAUUUCUACUGUGGAGGUUUUUCUCUUGUAUUUCCACUACAUACAAGUUAGGUGGGUGCCUUACAGCCCUUCCUGCUUCCUGGGUGGGUUUCCAUUACCAGACUGGAAUAGCUUACUUUGAAUCCCAUGGAACCAUAACUAUGCAUCUUGGAUACAAUAUACUGCUUGCAGCAGCAUUUUUAUGCUUACUGUCCUUAUCCCGAGAGUCGUGGUGCUUGUGGCUUAAGAGGCACAACAAAUUUGCUUCAGCCCUUAGAAGUUUUAUUUGACAUGCUUGUUUUAUUUUCUCAAUACAUGUUUUUUUGCAAGGCGAGGUAUUUUCCUAUGGUUUAUUGGCCUUUCAGCUCUACUGCUUGUGGCUUCUAGUUGUGUGACCUGGGGCCUCUAGUUAAGUACCUGGGAGCACCUAAUUGUGUGCCCUGGGACUCUAGCCACUGUGCCUGGGCACUCCUAUUUGUCUUUUGUGGGCAUGGGGGUGAAACUAAGGAUGGUUUUAACAAUUUUAUUUAAAUAAAAAGGAAGAAGAAAAUGUUUAUCAUUCAUGUUGCAUGUGGCAAUAGAGAUAUAAUUUUUUAAAUCUAAUUACUGUACCUACUCACAAUUAAAAUUAUUAUAUAGUGUUAUAACAAAUAUUUAUUACCUAAAACAGAUAAGAUAAAAAUGGCUUGGUAAAUGAGAAACACACACUGCAACCAACCAGUACUCUGUGUAGGCACACACUGAAGAAUGAAGCCACCCAAGUUGGCUUGUCACAUGUGCCAGCAUCUGACAGUGGCAAGCCACAACCUACCACAACAUUACAGUCUAUAAAACAUUCUUUAUUGUUUACAUAACAACAUGUUGCCACUAAAAUAUAUAUUCAAUUUGUAUUGCAUGUUUUUGUGAUCCUAUUCAGGUGAAGUGGAUGAAUUCCACAACUGGGGUUUUCUAAGUUUUAUGCCAAUCUCUGAUCCCCAAACUUCUGUCAUCACCUUGAAAGGUGUUCCACAUUUUUGACACAUUUGGGUGUCCAGCAAACCACUGAUGCUUCUCUGGCACUUGGAAGAUCAGUGUGGGUUUUGGAAGCCUUGUACAUUCCUACAGCAUAGUAGUUGACGUGUUUAAGCACCAAGCUACUAAAGGCCUAGCAGACAAUGGCAUUUCAUUACAUUUAAUGCAAUGCUUUUUUUAAGUUAAUAGUUUUACUUUUUAUUUUAGUAUUCCUGUCUGCAAUUAUGGCCUGUGUCAUGGUUUCUCUGGAGUGAUUCUCCAAAUGAUGAUUUUCUAAAGUUUAGGCAUUCAUUUACUGUAUACAUAUAAGUAAUUUAAAUUCCUUGAUAUGUAUUGUAUAGGCAUUUAUUUUGACUUUGAAGCAUCCAUAGAUUGGGAGAUGCAGUGUCCAGUUCGGUCUCAGCAUUGUUCAUCCUCACUGCCAAAGGACAUCACUUGUUCAUAUUAAAAACUCACCUUAGAAUUAAGAAUUAAAUUCACAAUCUUUAUAUAGAGAAGCUUAUAUAAUGAGAGGCUGCAUCAUGCUUUUAUAAAUCUUACAAAACUAUUUUAGUUUGUAUUAGGAUCAUGUUUACUAUCAUCAUAGUAUGAAAAAGAGUCACCUCCAAAAAAAUAUAUAUACAAAAUUUAUAAUUUUACUGGUCUUUUUACAUUAUAUGUUACAGAAAUAGUUGCAAACAAAAAAAAAAACAUUUACAACAAUUUGAAAAUAUAUUGAAAUUGAUUAUAAGAUAAAUGAGUAAUUCAGCCGAUCUGAUAUUUCUCCUGAUUAAAGCAGAAAAGCAGCCAGACUCCAAUAAAGUUAGUGAAGUAAAUGCUUAUUGAAAAUUAUGCACUCAUUCCAUUCAACAUCAACUAAUAAUUUUGUUUGUAUAUUCAUCGGAGUUGUAUAUGUUUCUUGCCAUAUUUCAAAGCAAGAUGGUCUAAGCACUAUCUUCCCUGGACACUGUGCCAAAUGUCAACAUGUGAGACUUCAAAUCUAACAGCAGAGUGCUUAAAACUUGUUGGACAGGAAAAGCUAGGGAAGGCAUUGCUAUUUAAUGGGACAAAAACAAACAUAAAUAUAAAAUGAGGGUAAGAAAUCCACAACGAAAAGAGUGAGGAAGAGAAAACCAAGAAGGAAUAGCAAUAUCUAAGAUUGUGUAGUUUGAGACUGUGAUAUACCACUGCAUGGGGCUGCUGUGUGAAUGUGGGAGAAUGGAGGUCAUCAGGACAAAAGUUCCUUUUGGCAAAUUAAAAAGUUUUCCUGGGAUUGGCUUCUCUGGAAGACUGCAUGCUUAUUCCACAUGUUUGGUCAAUAUUAAUUUCAUAUACUGAAUUAUAUGAUUAUUUCUUGCACUAAAAAUACUAUUCUGUUGAUGCAAAUAAACUUCACAUUCAUCUCAUCAUGUGAACAUUGCAUGUUUCAUGUGACAAUAUCCAGUACUGUACUCUUUGUUACCAUAGGCAGUCCCUUCAUUUCAUAUAGAAUAAAUCAUUCCAUAUUCUUAUUACUGUAAUAAUUAAAUACAUCAAACAAAAAAACUUUCUUUAUAUAGCUACUUCUUCACUCUGUUCAAUGGUGCUUUUAUACCCUACAGCAAGCAGUUAAUUCACUCUAUAUGAUAAAUUAACACAUUCCAUAUACUAAUGCAUCACUCAUGAAAAUUAAUUCAUAACAUGCAAGAAAUUAAAUUCCUUUUCUUAAAAUGUGUAAAUCCCUGAAAUUGCUGAAAUAAAAUUAUUUGUAAUUGCCAAUAUUUAGCUCUCAUAUACACAUUUCAUUUGUGAUAUCAUUGUACAGCAUUCUCAUUCAAACUAUUUUGAUGAAAAAUGGUUAAGUAAAACUAAAAGUAAUUCAAAUGCUGGUAAAGUAUGUGAAUUACAAAAACAUUUUUAAAUUUGUUACAAAUAUUUUGUCGCUUUGUCGGGCUAUCAUAUUUAUUUCAUCUGCUCAAAGAAGUGUCAAGAUACCUGUAAUAUGGACUUGUGUCAUGCAUAAUGUUUUACUAUUGAUAUGAAUUUGUACAUCUCUUCUGUGAAAUGCAUUUUGGUCUUUAAAAGUUGUGAAAAUUAUAUUACACAUAUAUAUAUAUAUAUAUUGUAUAUAUAUUACAACAAUUUGUGUUUGGUCUAAGGUAAGAAAAUAUUACUUAAAGAGCCGGGUCAAAAUAAGUUGGUUUUAUUAAAAUAUUUGCUGAACAAGUUUUUAUAUCGAUUAAAAUGCAGUCACAAAAAUAUAUACAUAAAUGUAACUGAACUGUGAGCCAAAUGGAGCUAAAUCUAGAUUUCUGUAUUAAUAUUCUCUCUUCACGCCACUGAUUAUUAGCUUUUGAAUCUCAAGUAUGUACUCAAAGAUAUAGACAUAUAAACUGUUUGAGAAACUAAAAUCCUAAGUUAAAUAUUAGCUUAUCAUUUGUGGUCAACAACUCAUUCUUGCCCUAAUUAAAUAUUAUUCACCAUUUCAUCUGUGUUCCAAAUACUUGUGUGCUUCUGGAACUAUCAUCCAGGCCAUUUUUGCUGAUCUCGUAACAUCACAUCUGUCGCCACCGCUGCCAGUUACAUCUUAUUGCAUAGCUCACAAUGCUUGUAAAACAUUGGUUUCAUAAUAAAUAUCACCAAAGAA
Messenger RNA from Procambarus clarkii (red swamp crayfish), 16613 nucleotides. Lineage: Eukaryota; Metazoa; Arthropoda; Malacostraca; Decapoda; Cambaridae. The record is from RefSeq and is a predicted model, not a curated record.